Molecule: messenger RNA, 393 nt
Organism: Arabis nemorensis
Lineage: Eukaryota; Viridiplantae; Streptophyta; Magnoliopsida; Brassicales; Brassicaceae
Source: the annotation of a GenBank genome assembly
AUGAGUCAGAUAAGGCCGUACUCCACCACGAAACCAGGAAGCUCAGGCGGAAACAGCGCUCCACCACCAAUACAAAAGUGGAAGGGAUACGAGGUGAUUGAUACGAAGAAAGCUUGCGUUUAUAGGGUAGACUUGCCCGGUUGUCAUGGAUCGGAUCUCUCUUACUCGGUCGACUCCACCAACGUCCACUUCUUCGCCGACGAACUAGCCAAGCCUGAAUACAACUACUCCGGUCGCAAAUACGGUGGAACUAUGCACUCAACCCAAAGACCUACGAUGUCAAGGAAGCAAAGGUUAAGCUUGUCAAUGGAGUGCUCUGGAUCACUGUUCCUAAGAUCCCUGGUACAAACGCUACCAUUGAUACCACUGAGAAGAUGUUUUACUGUAAGCUAA